GGAUUUAACUCAGCCAGUUCAUCUAGUUCUCAUAGGAAAUUUACUGUAAAGAUUCGAUCAUUACAGCCUUAUUCAGAGGAAUCUUAGAGGGGUUGGCAUGGAAGGUUUUACAUCAAUCAUGCACCUCCCAGAUGAUUGCCUUGCCUUUAUUUUUCAUUGUUUAAAUAGUAGCAUCGAUCGUCAAUCAUUUGGCCUGACUUGCCGGCGGUGGCUCCAGAUUCAAAAUUUGAACCGUCGAUCCUUGCAGUUUCAAUGUUCAUUCACCAUAUUUGGUCCUCCCUCAUUAUCUAUGAAGCCUUUUUGUGUUGAAGCAUUCCAUCUCCAUCGGUUGCUAAGCCGCUUUCAACAUUUAGAAUCAUUAUAUUUAUCUGGUUGUACAGACAUAACUGAUUCAGGAUUGACCUACGUGCAAAGCUAUGGUUCAAAUUUACAGAAUCUUCAUCUGGAUUGUUGUUCCAAUGUUACUGACUAUGGUCUAUCCUUGAUUGCUUCUGGUUGCCCCUUAUUGAAGGCAAUUAGUCUCUAUCGUUGCCUCAAAAUUACUGAUAAUGGAUUGGAGACUUUAGCUAACGGUUGCUUGUCCUUCAAACAUGUGAACCUGUCAUAUUGUUCACAAAUAUCUGACAAAGGAGUAAAAGCUCUCACGCGGAACUGCCGCCAACUUCAGGUAGUUAAGAUAUCAAACUGUGAUGGUAUUGCUGGUGUGGGCUUUGAAGGGUGCUCAGAAACUCUAGCUUAUCUGGAAGCUGAUUCUUGUAAGCUUAUCCCAGAUGGGAUAAAGGGAAUUGUUAGUGGUGGUGGACUAGAGUAUUUAAAUGUUUCCUGUUUAUGUUGGUCUCCUUUUGGAGAUCCCACAGCAGGAAUAGGAUUUUCCUCAAACCUCAAAUUCCUCGACUUUCGGAUGUGCAGAUCUGUUUGUGAUGCAUCGAUUGUUGCGAUCACCAAGGGAUGUCCAUUACUUCAGGAAUGGAACUUAGCCUUGUGUCAUGAGGUCAAGCUAUGCGGCUGGCAAGCGAUCGGAUUAAAUUGUCAGAAUCUGGAGAGACUACACGUUAACCGAUGUCGCAAUCUUUGUGAUCUUGGGUUGCGAUCUAUACAGAAUGGGUGCAAGAGUCUAUCAAUUCUUUAUAUGAAUGGCUGUGUUCGCCUAUCAGCUGCAGCAGUAGAGGUAUUUAAGUGUUAUAGAGCUGAUGUUCAGAUAAAGGAAGUAGAGAUAAUGAGUAUCAACCCUAACUGGGAAUACCGAUUAAAUUCUUAAGCUUUCAAGAUAACGAUUUGCAAAUACAAUUAUGUUUUAACAUUAUUUUGUUUGGAAAGAUAUUUACACAAAAAUGUCUCAGACUCUUGUGGGUGUUUUUCGGAUUAUGUACUUAAUUGGGUAUUAAAAAUGUUCCUUUUUUGUUCA
Molecule: messenger RNA, 1405 nt
Organism: Neltuma alba
Lineage: Eukaryota; Viridiplantae; Streptophyta; Magnoliopsida; Fabales; Fabaceae
Product: F-box/LRR-repeat protein 12-like
Exons: 1
Coding region: 98-1258 (386 amino acids)
Biological process (GO): SCF-dependent proteasomal ubiquitin-dependent protein catabolic process
Cellular component (GO): SCF ubiquitin ligase complex
Molecular function (GO): protein binding
Source: RefSeq, a predicted model, not a curated record